Corythoichthys intestinalis (scribbled pipefish) is the source of this 4253-nucleotide messenger RNA. RefSeq names its product S-adenosylhomocysteine hydrolase-like protein 1. Bases 310 to 1962 code for a protein of 550 amino acids. Gene Ontology annotation, cellular component: cytosol. The record is from RefSeq and is a predicted model, not a curated record. NCBI's taxonomy places the organism in Eukaryota, Metazoa, Chordata, Actinopteri, Syngnathiformes, Syngnathidae. Gene Ontology annotation, biological process: L-methionine cycle. The transcript is spliced from 17 exons.
UAGCUCCCGCCCACAAACUUUCUCAGCUGGGGCAGCAGGUGACAGUCGGGUCUUUCCGAGGAGCAACGCUCAACAACCUCCAUAUCACAGCAUCAAAAAAAGAUUUCACUCCAUUCUCUAUAUUUUAUAUUGCGUUAUUUAAGGAUCUCUUUCUUCUCGUUGGUGGGAAGCUUGCUAGCGGUUACGAGGACAUCUGUGCCAUUAGCGACUGACGUUGACAAGCAGAGAAGACGAAGGAUUUAAGAGGGACGACGUAAACUGAACACUCUUGUUCUUGUCCCGGUAACCACUGGCACCCCACCGUCGACCAUGUCAGAGCCGACCCCUGAGGUGAAACUGGAGACGAAGCAGGCGAGCAAAGAGGUGAAAGAAAGCGAAAACGUCGCCGAGAAAUACUCUGUCAUGACAGUGAGCAAGAACACCGAAAUGAACAUGGAAGAGCUGUCGUCUGCCUUCAGCGCUGUGCCCACUCACAAGCCGGUGAAAAAGCAACUCCAGUUUGUUGAGGACAAGCAGGAGUUCAGCCGGUUCCCCACUAAGGCAGGUCGCCGUUCCCUGUCCCGCUCUAUUUCUCAGUCAUCCACAGAUAGCUACAGUUCAGCCGCGUCCUACACAGACAGCUCAGAUGAUGAAACUUCGCCACGGGACAAAACACAGGUCAACUCCAAGGGUAGCAGUGACUUCUGUGUCAAGAACAUUAAACAAGCUGAGUUUGGGAGACGUGAGAUUGAGAUUGCAGAACAAGACAUGUCGGCACUGAUUGCUCUCAGGAAGAGAGCGCAGAGUGAGAAACCAUUGGCUGGUGCCAAAAUUGUGGGCUGCACUCACAUCACCGCACAGACCGCAGUGCUGAUUGAGACUCUUGUGGCUCUCGGGGCCCAGUGCCGCUGGACAGCCUGCAACAUUUACUCAACUCAAAAUGAAGUGGCUGCUGCUCUGUCAGAGAUAGGCGUGGCUGUGUUUGCCUGGAAAGGGGAGUCUGAGGAUGAUUUCUGGUGGUGUAUUGACCGCUGUGUCAACACUGAGAGUUGGCAGCCUAACAUGAUCCUGGAUGAUGGGGGGGACCUGACACACUGGAUGUACAAGAAAUACCCAAAUGUGUUCAAGAAGAUCCGAGGCAUUGUCGAGGAGAGCGUCACUGGGGUUCACAGGCUUUAUCAACUCUCCAAAGCGGGGAAACUGUGCGUGCCAGCCAUGAACGUAAAUGAUUCUGUGACUAAGCAGAAAUUUGACAACCUCUACUGCUGCCGAGAGUCCAUCUUGGACGGCUUGAAGAGAACCACAGAUGUCAUGUUUGGAGGCAAGCAGGUGGUUGUAUGUGGUUAUGGUGAGGUCGGAAAAGGUUGUUGUGCUGCACUGAAAGCUCUUGGGGCUAUUGUCUAUAUUACAGAGAUUGACCCGAUUUGUGCCCUGCAAGCUUGCAUGGAUGGAUUCAGAGUGGUUAAACUGAAUGAGGUCAUUCGCCAUGUUGAUAUCACCAUCACAUGCACUGGAAACAAGAAUGUGGUGACCCGAGACCAGCUGGACCGCAUGAAAAACGGCUCCAUUGUAUGCAACAUGGGGCACUCCAACACUGAGAUUGAUGUGGCCAGCCUUCGUACCCCUGAGUUGACAUGGGAGAGGGUGCGUUCUCAGGUUGAUCAUGUCAUUUGGCCUGAUGGCAAGAGAGUCAUCCUGCUCGCUGAAGGACGCCUCCUCAAUCUCAGCUGCUCCACUGUUCCUACAUUUGUCCUGUCUAUCACCGCCACCACUCAGGCGCUUGCCCUGAUAGAGUUGUACAAUGCUCCAGAGGGACGAUACAAGCAAGAUGUUUACCUGCUGCCUAAGAAAAUGGAUGAAUAUGUGGCCAGCCUGCAUCUGGCAACCUUUGAUGCUCACCUGACAGAGCUCAGCGAUGAGCAGGCAAAAUAUUUGGGCUUGAACAAGAAUGGCCCUUUCAAACCUAACUACUACAGGUAUUAGCAGGCAAAAAGUUACACCUCAGCACACGUGUUGAUGGUGGCCAAGACACAAGACCUUUUAGUGUAUCUCCUAUUUUGUAGUCUGCACAAGACAGAAUUUUAGUGUGUGUUAUAAUGUGUUCCAUCAAUUUGACUUUAAAGAAAUGCUCAUUAAUACAGAAUUUUACUGUAUUUUAAGAUUAUGGUGUAUAAAUUUCAGCCAGAUACUGUAAUUCUUCCAUUAAUAUUGUUUAUGAAUGUUGUGCCAAAUAACUGUAAGGGAAGGGUUACAGAGUUAAAAUGGUAAUACUUCAUUUUACUCGACAAAAAAAGUAAUUAUCUGGGAUAUGAAGUUUGUACAUAUGUGUACUGUACCAGGAAAACUCUGAAAAUCUUUAAACUGACUGAUAUCUUUAGUUGAUCAUCGAACUCAUGUUUGAGGUAGAUGGCAACUAGCCAUGCCAGGUCUAACCUUGCUUAAUUUAAUGAUACAGAGUGAUAGAUGUAUGGACCAAACCACAGUUUUGGUUACUAAAUAUUAGAUUCAUUAUAUAACUAAUUUGUUGACGUGCGUAUGCUGGGUCGAGUUAGUCUCUUAAAGCACAUGAUGCUUAAAAAUGAGCCAUAACGUCCAAAAUGUUGGAAGAAAUGCAUUAGCAUUUGGUUAUCGUCCUGCAGUUGAAAUACACAGGCUAGGUUACUUAGGUGGCCCUGCUGACUGAAUACAUUCCAGUGGCAAGGUAGAUAGGACAUUUUCUUGCCUCUGUAGUUAUAAGUCUAUGAAAACUCAAUGCAUUUAUGUGAGCUACAGUAAAUCUAGUGUUGAAGAAAGUUGAUUUGUUUUGGAAGAGGAAUGAUAAGAUGAUGCAUGCACCUCAGGUCAGUCAAAUAUCAAUAAUGUCUAUAGCAUCACUGUCAUUCUUUAUAUUAUCAAAUAGAUGAAAUUAAGAUGUCCAAUGUGAAUCCAUACUGUUGCAAAUGAUGUGCAUUCUAUUCUGUCCAUAUUGUGUGAGUCACAUGCUUGCUGCAUGCUCAGCACAUUCUAGAACUGUUUGUACUGUAUACAAAGCCACCAUACGCACAUCUCAGUGGCAUUUAUCACAACAGAAAUACACCUAUCGGUACAAAAAAAUGCAUUGUUUGACUUGUCUAUAGAUUGAGGUAGUAUAAUCUAUACCUCUUUUUUUUCCCACAAUAUUUUAAAGACAUGAAUGACAAGCUUUGUCAUCUUGUUUGAGACAAUAGUUGGCUGUACACUUUGUUCUCUUGUGCUUUUAAACUGCUUUUAUUUUUCACUUCACAAUGUUACUAUUUAUGAGGCUUGUUAUUAUACUACUCUUUUUCUCUGUUAUAAAUUUAAGGACCAUUUUAAAUGAUUUAAUUGAUAGAAUCUUCCGUUAUUUGUGUUGAAUCGUUUUUGGCCUUGGCCAUGUGGGCUACUUCAUUAUUGUUCCAAAUGUUAAGAUCUACUCAUUAUACCUGAAAUGUCAAUACGUUUUAACAGAACCGUACAUAGUCCGACAUUGAAGUUAUAAGGAUUUUUUUUUUAACGACAGGACUUUAUUGAAAAGUAGCCUUAUAUACGCUACUAUGUCAUCCUUGCACUUGCAAUUUCAAAGCAUAUGAUAUGAACCAAAGGUAAAUAGCUAUCUAUGAGGAAAUCAUUGUCAGGAAGCUGUAUGCUGUAACCAGGGUUACUGCCCAGCUGACAGUGCCUUGUGACUCCCUUAGUACAGUUUGUAUCUGCAGUACGUGUGUUGUUGCCAGUACUGCUGAUGCUCAACAAGACUUUUCUGCUAUGCAGUUUUCAUCUGUCAAAAAUGAUUUACGGUAGUUCUGCGGUGGAGAGUUGUUACUCAUGUAUUCAUUCCUUAUUUGUCAUGAAUACAGUGUUUUCUCUGUCAUACAGCCCUCGUAUUACACAGGUAUUGCUUUAAUUCUAGUUUUCCACCACAAUCCAACUAUUUUUUUCUUAUAGCACUUAAAAUGCCUUUUACAAUAGAUUAAUGUUGCUUUGAUAAAGAAUAACUGGUAUUGGAACUCGUGUUAUGUUAAAAUAAAAACAGGAUAUGAAUGUGUUUUUCAGGAUGAUGGUUGUCAACUGGAUGAUAUAUGCACACAGCUGUGAUUUUUAUAGAUGUACAGUUUUUGAUUUCUUGUCUAUUGUGGAGACAGCUAAUGUUAUUACAUUAAUGUUUUAAAGUAGGCUUUGAUCACAGUAACUGCUUAGUUUUAGAAUGCGUUCACAACAGUAUAAUGUAUGCUAUGGCAAAUUCUUGUGCACCUUUCCCUUUAAUAAACUGCUGGUGACAA